Colletotrichum spaethianum is the source of this 555-nucleotide messenger RNA. Its product is annotated as secondary metabolism regulator LAE1. Gene Ontology annotation, molecular function: methyltransferase activity. The record is from RefSeq and is a predicted model, not a curated record. Bases 1 to 555 code for a protein of 184 amino acids. The transcript has 5 exons. NCBI's taxonomy places the organism in Eukaryota, Fungi, Ascomycota, Sordariomycetes, Glomerellales, Glomerellaceae.
AUGGUCAAGGCAGUCGGCAACAGACUUUACCACGCCCCCAUUGAUAGGGAGAAGGUCCAGAGCAUCCUCGACAUUGGAACAGGCACCGGGAUAUGGGCUGUGGAGAUGGGAGACAUUUUCGAGAACGCGGAGGUCAUUGGCAUCGACUUUAGCGCCAUUCAGCCAGAAUGGGUCCCCCCCAACGUCAAGUUCGAGAUAGAUGACGUAGAAAGCCCCUGGGUCGACGGCAGGAAGUACGAUUUCAUCAUGUGCAGAUAUAUGGUUGCCUUCAUCAAGGAUUGGCCCGGGCUCAUCAAGAACAUCUAUGACCACCUGAACCCCGGAGGUUGGGUAGAGUUCCAAGACGUCAACACAAAAUUUUACUCAGACGACGGGACCUUCACGGACGAGCACGCCACAGCGAAGUGGAUAGAUGGUUUCUCAAAGGCCUGUCUGGCCAUGGGCCGCGACACGAGCGUGGCGCCGAGGCUUGGGGCCAUGGUGGAGGACGCCGGGUUUGAGAACACGUACGCGCGGCGCAUCAAGGCGCCGCUGGGGCCGUGGGCCAAGGAAUAA